Dichotomopilus funicola is the source of this 873-nucleotide messenger RNA. RefSeq lists its product as uncharacterized. The coding region runs from base 1 to 873 and encodes 290 amino acids. The transcript has a single exon. NCBI's taxonomy places the organism in Eukaryota, Fungi, Ascomycota, Sordariomycetes, Sordariales, Chaetomiaceae. The record is from RefSeq and is a predicted model, not a curated record.
AUGCACACCACGGCCCUCCUCACCGCCCUCGCCGGCGUCACCCUAUCCCUCGCCAACCCAGCUCCCCACCCGGCAGCCAUCACACCCGCCCCCAUCCUCCACCCAGCUGCGCCCCGUUUCAUCCACCCCCGCAACCCCAGCUGGCUAGACGACAACGACAACGACAACGACGACGACGACGGCGAUAACGACAACGACAACAGCGACGACAACAACAGCUACAUCCCGGCCACCGUCUCCAAAGUCAUCGAAUGCGCCACCAAAUACGCCUCCCUGGCCGACACCGCCCCUCGCGAAACCAACAUCGACCUCGCCCGCUGGUACCUCAGCGACGCCAUCACCUUGAACCCAACUUCCCACCAGCACCUCGACGACUCGCUGACCACGCUGUGCGAUCCCAGUCGCACCGCCACCCGCGUCCCGCCGGCGUCGCUCAGCUCGGCUUGGUCGACACACCAGUCGAAGGCGUCGGCGUGGAUCUCGAGCAUUGCGCCGGCGGCGCAUAGUUUGGCGAGCAGUUGUGGAGGGGAAUAUAGUGCGGCGGCCGAGGCGUUGGUGGUCAGUGAUGGGGAGAGUUGUACGAAGGCGGUGCUGGGGUAUGUGGCUGUUUUUAAUGGGGAUGAUGAUGAUGGUGUUAGUACUACGGGGGGGAGUACGGGUGUGACGAGGUCCGGGUCGGGGACUGCGACGGAGACGGGGGGUGGUGCGAGUGAGACUGGUGGUAGCGGAAGUGCGGGGACCGGCAGUGAUGGUGGGAAUGGCGCGAGCGAGACGACGCGUACGUCGACUGGUGGUGUGCCGAGGGAGACUGGGUUUGUGGGUGCUGCGGCUGCUGCGGUGGUUGCUGUUGUCGGUGUUGUGGCGGCGCUUUGA